CAUGUUGUCUACAUAUGGCACGUACCUAUAAAUGUUGUUGACUCAAUCCUGGUGAGUAUAACUGCUGAACUGGAUGGCAUCCAUGAAGCCAAACUGGUAAUCUUUUGUGAUACUAUGGAAGGAAUGGGAACAAAAUAUUUUUCUGCUGAUCUUUCAUAAGACACUCCGCCAUCUGCAUACAGGACAACCUUGAGAGUUCAGACGAAGUUAAUUGCAUCUUCAGUCAUGCUUAACCUUUAAAAAACAAAUAAUUUCUUAUGAUAAAAUCCCGGCUUCAGGUUACACUUGACACAAUUCCAUCUGCCAAUUCGUUAUCUCACACACGGUCAUGCACAGCCGGGAAGCAAAAAUCGCCGGCCUUGAACAACAGAUCGGGCGCUAAUUGUGGUGUGGUGUCACUGCAGCAGUGACAACCAGCCGAAAUCGCGGACGGAUUCAGCAGGCACAUAUCAGAAUCUCGUCGUUCAAAGUAUCUGAAGAAUUUGCACAUCUCCCGCUUCUCCCACGCAGACCUUUUCUCCCCUCCAUUCCUAUAUACUACACCCCUCGCCCUUCCCACCUGGCGUCUCUUCAUUUCUCUUCAUCCUCGUGGACGCGACGCGCGCGCACUAAACUCGCGUGAUCGCGUUACCUCGCCGGCCGUCGAGAUGGCGACGGAGGCGGCGCCGGAGUGGCUGGACACGGGCGACAACGCGUGGCAGCUGGCGGCGGCGACGCUGGUGGGGCUGCAGAGCGUGCCGGGGCUGGUGAUCCUCUACGGCAGCAUCGUCAAGAAGAAGUGGGCCGUCAACUCGGCCUUCAUGGCGCUCUACGCCUUCGCCGCCACCUUCGUUUGCUGGUGCGUAUGGGCUUUCCGCAUGUCCUUCGGCGACCGCCUCCUCCCCUGCGUUGGCCGCCCCGACCUCGCCGCGCUCGACCAGGCCUUCCUCACCGAGCAGGGCUUCGCCGGGGCUUACCCGGCCGCCACUCUCCUCUUCUUCCAGUUCGUCUUCGCCGCCAUCACGCUCAUCCUCGUUGCCGGCUCGCUCCUCGGCCGCGUCAGCUUCCGGGCGUGGAUGCUCUUCGUGCCGCUCUGGCUCACCUUCUCCUACACGAUCGGCGCGUUCAGCAUCUGGAGCCCCAAAGGGUUCCUCUUCAAGGCCGGCGUCAUGGACUUCGCCGGCGGAUACGUCAUCCACCUCUCCUCCGGCGUCGCCGGCUUCACCGCCGCAUACUGGGCCGGACCGCCGGACGCGGUUAUAUAUGGCCAGGUCGGCCCGAGGACGGCGAAGGACAGGGAGGCGUUCCCACCGAACAAUAUCCUACUGACGCUCGCCGGCGCGGGGCUGCUAUGGAUGGGGUGGACGGGGUUCAACGGCGGUGCUCCGUACGCCGCCAACAUCGACGCGUCGGUCGCCGUCGUGAACACGCACCUCUGCACGGCCACCAGCCUCCUGGUCUGGCUCUGCCUCGACUGCUUCGUCUUUGGCCGCCCCUCCGUCAUCGGCGCUGUCCAGGGCAUGAUCACCGGCCUCGUGUGCAUCACCCCCGCCGCGGGACUGGUGCAGGUCUGGGCGGCCAUGCUCAUGGGCGCCAUCUCCGGAAGCGUGCCGUGGUGCACCAUGAUGGUGCUGCACAAGCGGAGCCGCUUCCUGAAACGCGUCGACGACACGCUCGCCGUGCUCCACACGCACGGCGUGGCUGGCAGCCUCGGCGGCGUCCUGACGGGGGUCCUGGCGGAGCCGCGGCUCAGCCGCCUCUUCUUCGGCGACGACCCCCGGUACGUCGGCCUCGUGUACGCGAUCAAGGACGGCCGCGCCGGCGCGGGGCUCCGGCAGGUGGGCAUGCAGUUGGCCGGGAUCGCCUUCGUCGUGGCGCUCAAUGUCGCCGCGACGAGCGCGGUGUGCCUGGUCGUCGGGAUGCUCGUGCCGCUCCGGCUCAGCGAGGAGCAGCUGGCGGCCGGCGACGACGCGAUACACGGGGAGGACGCGUACGCGGUGUGGGGCGACGGCGAGACUUACGAGCAGUCGGUGCAUGGGAACCAUGGGUACCCCAUGAUGUCCAAUCCCGUGGCGUCCAAAGCCGACGAGAUGAUAUGAUUGUUCAAGCGUGCACUACAGGAUGACAGGAAAUCAAAGGCGUUUUAAGGAAACGCCUUAAUUACCUCUUAUUUGAAGAAAUUCUUGCAAAACACUUUAAAGCAUCUACAA
Molecule: messenger RNA, 2189 nt
Organism: Phragmites australis (common reed)
Lineage: Eukaryota; Viridiplantae; Streptophyta; Magnoliopsida; Poales; Poaceae
Product: putative ammonium transporter 4 member 1
Exons: 2
Coding region: 648-2078 (476 amino acids)
Biological process (GO): ammonium transmembrane transport
Cellular component (GO): plasma membrane
Molecular function (GO): ammonium channel activity
Source: RefSeq, a predicted model, not a curated record